AUGCAUAGCCAGUUCAUCUUUCUAUUAGUGCUAAACACAAUUCUGUCGGUCACCGCGUUUCUCGGCAAUACUCUGAUCUUACUAGCCCUCAAGAAAGAAACAUCUCUUCAUCCACCAUCUAAACUCUUGUAUCGUAACCUAGUCACAACUGAUCUCUGUGUUGGUUUCAUUGUGGAACCUUUGAGUGUUAUUUCCUUGAUAGCUGCUGUAACUGGACGAUGGAACACUUGUCGGUAUGCAUUUCUAGCAAAUUACAUCACAGGUUAUAUAUUGUUUGGGGUGACUUUGUCAACUAUAACGGCGAUCAGCUUGGACAGACUUCUGGCGUUGUUGUUGGGGCUUCGAUACAGACACUUCGUAACCUUGAAGCGGACAUACCUAGCUGUAACUGCUCUAUGGAUUGUGCCUGUUGUCUGUACAACAAUGCACUUUUGGAAUCACCAGGUCACCGCAUGGUACAGUUCUAUGCUUACCUCAUUUUCCCUGCCCUUGUCAACCGCCUUUUUCGCAAAAAUUUUUCACGCUCUGCGUCAUCAACAGAUUCACUCGCAGAACCAAAUUCACCAGGGACAGUCCAGCGAAGCAAAUCUACUGAACAUGGCGCGCUACAGAAAGGCAGUAUCGAGUGCACUGUGGGUGCAGUUGGCAUUAGUUAUUUGCUAUCUGCCGAUAAGCAUAGUGGAAGCUUUGACAAUUCAAGGAUUGUCCCCAUCUGUUGUCAUUGCUAAGGAGNUAUCGAGUGCACUGUGGGUGCAGUUGGCAUUAGUUAUUUGCUAUCUGCCGAUAAGCAUAGUGGAAGCUUUGACAAUUCAAGGAUUGUCCCCAUCUGUUGUCAUUGCUAAGGAGUUUGCAGCGACUCUAUUCUACCUAAACUCAACAUUAAACCCGAUAUUAUACUGCUGGAAGAUGAAUGAAGUUAGACAAGCGGUCAAAGGAAUAAUUGAAGAACUUGGGUGUUUAUUCUGUCUGCGUUGUUUAGUUUGUUAG
Messenger RNA from Porites evermanni, 987 nucleotides. Lineage: Eukaryota; Metazoa; Cnidaria; Anthozoa; Scleractinia; Poritidae. The record is from the annotation of a GenBank genome assembly.